GGGGUCACGUGAGCGGUGCGCGAGUGUGCGCACCGCGCAGUCAGCAGGACGGAGAUCGGUGGAUCGGUCGGUGCUCGCAGCUCUCGAGUGUGUGGUGCAGCUCCAUGGACGGGUGCUUGUCGUCUCGGCAACACGGAUCGUUGUCUACCAGCCGCUGAUCGCUGCCCCCGACCGAGAUGCGGGCCGCCGAGGGGCCGAGCAGCGCGUGAACGGGCCCUGGACACGGCGCCCCGCAACCCCCACCCCCAGGAUGUGAAUUGGGGACCGCGAGAGCGAGCGACGGGACGAUUCGUUCGGCGCUGACGGAGGGCGCUGACAGAUUGGCAGCAUUAUGGGCGCUGGCCUGAGCAAGACGCCGGCCGCGUUCCUCGAUUCGCUGCCCGUCUCCUCGCAUGGCACCGUCCACAUCGUCAUGCUGGGCCUCGACUCGGCCGGCAAGACCACCGCCCUCUACCGCCUUAAGUUCGAGCAGUACAUCAACACGGUGCCCACCAUUGGAUUCAAUUGCGAAAAGGUGAAAGGCACAUUGGGUCGGGCACGCGGGGUGACAUUCCUGGUGUGGGACGUCGGCGGGCAGGAGAAGCUGCGGCCGCUGUGGCGCAGCUACACGCGUUGCACGGACGGCAUCGUGUUCGUGGUGGACAGCGUGGACGCGGAGCGGAUGGAGGAGGCGCGCAUGGAACUGCUGCGCACUGCCAAGGCGCCAGAGAACGCCGGCGUGCCCAUCCUGGUGUUCGCCAACAAGCAGGACCUGCCGGGCGCGCGCGACCCCAAGGAGGUGGAGAAGCUGCUCGGGCUGCUCGAGUCGCCGUCGCAGGGCCCGUCGGGGGCGCCGAUUGCGGCGCCCCUCUACCACGUGCAGCCCGCGUGCGCCAUCACCGGCGAUGGCCUCCACGAGGGCAUGGAGCACCUCUACGAGAUGGUGCUCAAGAAGCGCAAGGCCUCCAAGCAGAGCAGGAAGAACAAGGCCAAGUGAGCAGACUUUUCUUUGUGCCCUCGAUGUGAUGGAUCGUUGUCGCCGCGCUGUGAUAAAAAUAUUGUUCGGACGGAUCGCCUCAUUUUUGCCGAAAGGGAUUUGUCAGAAAUGGGUGAUUUGGAAUUUUCCCCAAGGAUCUGGGAUUUGCACGAACGACUGGAAUUUGUCCAAAAUUUUUGGUCAUAUUUAGGAGGUGCAAAAGGAUUAUUUUUUUCUCUGGUCGCUAUGACAUUCAAGCCAUUAAAUGAGCACGAAUCGUGAGUUUUAAGCAUUUUGACGCAAACGAACAUUUCUGCAAAAAGUUAAAUCGAUAAUUUAAUUAGGGUUCUAGCUGAAAAUCUGAGAGAAAGUCAUUUUUCGUUUUUCCCGUGCUUUGCAACACGUCCCACGCUUCCUCUUUCUUAAAUUUACGACCCAACACGCUCAAAUUUAAAAUAAUUUCCGAGUAACACCUUACUCCAGUGGGUGCUAUUCACAGAAAAUCUGAUGGACGGUGGUUUCGACAACAAACACUGCGAGAUUUUCAACAAAUUCUAUUAUUUUUCCUAUGGUCAAAAUUGAUUUUCUAUCGUUUUAGGUGGGAAAUAAACAAGCCGAUAUUCAUUGAUGGUUCGAUCUUGGCUAAACACAACUUUGAACGAUUUUAGAAACCGAUUAUUCUACUCAAAACAUAUGUUAAUUUAUUUUUAAGAUUUUGAAUAGGGGAAAUUAAAUAUUUGAGAUUUGAAUUAAAAUUAUUUUAUGCUAAAAAAGUUAAUUAUUGAAAUAAUUGAAUAAAUUUGAAGUAAAAAUCAAUCCCAAUAGUCUUGACUUUCUAAGUUUGCAUCUUUAAAAAUUCAGUCUUAAUAUAUGAUACUUAAAUGGAAACUCAUCCAGAUCCUCCAGACGUAUAUUAAAUCACCUGUUUAUCACAAAUUUCAUUCAGUCAAAGUGCACGUCCCCGUACGACGCGGACCACGGCCACUCUUUGCAAGUUCAUUUCCUUCAGUUUUGACGGCUUGUAGGAUGAUUUUUUAUUAUUUAAAAAAAAGAAUGAUUCGCUCUCCUCAAGCCGGUUGUCAGAUGCCUUCACCGAAUUAUAGUUUCAAAGUAAUUCUCAAAGAGAGGCAAAAAGGCGGCAGCAGGAUUUGGUUGUUUCGAUCUUGGUCCGUGUGUACAUCGCAUUUGCAGGCAAGUGCUGCGCAGGUUGUAGCAGAGGAAAGACACAUGCCAAUACCGAAAGACUUCUUUUGUAUCGACGAUCGAAGCGAGGACAGCCGCACGCAGAUAUUAAAUAGUGAUUAAGCCGCGUUUAGAACGGAUUUUCGCAACGUAGCCGCGAGAGACUUAUCGCCUCUCUUGAUAGCACAGCAUUCCCACCAAGCAGAAAUAAAAUAGAUCUGAUUAUAUCUCAAACAAUAGAUGUGUGAAUCUCCGUAUAUAAGAUGUAGCGAGUUGGAAGCUCUGCACAAUACAUUACAUUGUAUAACUCCUCUCGUCCUCCAAUCGCAGCCUUUUGCAACUUAUCUCUCCUCCACACAUUUGCGCGGACUUUCGACCUGGAACCCACCUCAUACUUUUUGUUGGUCUUCUUUUUUGUUACGCGCGAGCCAGAUUUUAUUUUAUUGACACGCUUAACUUAUUUUUGUAAUAUUGUCGUGUAAAUUAUAAAUAUUGUAUGAUGUACAUUACUUUGACGCUAUUCAACUUGUAUCAUUGAAGAUAAUAAAAAUUCUUUUAUAUGUUUA
Molecule: messenger RNA, 2703 nt
Organism: Cloeon dipterum
Lineage: Eukaryota; Metazoa; Arthropoda; Insecta; Ephemeroptera; Baetidae
Gene: Arl4
Product: ADP ribosylation factor-like 4
Exons: 3
Coding region: 332-976 (214 amino acids)
Biological process (GO): intracellular protein transport; vesicle-mediated transport
Cellular component (GO): plasma membrane; cytoplasm
Molecular function (GO): GTP binding; GTPase activity
Source: RefSeq, a predicted model, not a curated record